AGUCAAUGCACCAGAUCUCUCGCCUUCCUAUUCAGUCACUCACUCUGCAUUCUGCAACACUCUCCUCUUCGGGGUCUGGAUUCUGAGAUGGAGCCCUGAUUCAUCAAUACACGAGCAGAUUUAUGCAGUAACAAGAAGGGUUUUGCGGCAUUUUUAGGUUACUGGUGGUGCUGAAUUUUGGAGUUUUAGAUCUGAUUAUAAAGGCCAUCAUGGAUGUGCAUUUGAAGAAUCUGUUUGGUAGAUUCCAUGAGCAAUUUGGGUGUGGUCCUGGACUUGGUCCUGGAUCUGGGACAUGCCUAAUGAAGGUUGAUAGCAUUGCUCCUAAUUUCAUCAAGUCCAUGUAUAGAGCCGCAGCAGCUCUAUAUAGGACUGAUCCAUGGAAAAAGUUACGUCCAGGGCAUCUUUUUGGUGUUCGUAUUGGCAAGGAUUCAGACUGGUCAAGCAACAAACAAUUGUUCCAAUGUGUUCAGUUCAUUGGAGGGGAUGGUGGGGAUGUUGGGUUUCACAUGUUUCGGAGUGAGAAUGAUGCUAAGAGGAUGACAGGGCCAAGAGAGACAAUCCGGAUUCCAAAUGUUGAGCUUUUGAGAGUGACAUAUGAAUCGGAGUCGUUGAUGUUUCCUUCUUAUCGGAGAAUGAUCAAGUCUUUGUCGUUGGAAGUUUCGGGGAGUGACAGAUUUCCUGUAAUUGAUGUUGCUCGUUGCACAUCUUCGGGUGAGCUUGUGUUUCGGAAUCCAACUCUUGAAGAGCUUAGGUUUCUGUAUGCAUUCAUGAGAGCCAUAUCUCUAGUGCACCCCCUGCUUCAGGUAGAUAAUGAAGGUGGCUCAAAGUGGUCAAGGUUGAUCUGUUUCGAUCCAUUUAUUGAGACAGUGGAUGUUCAGUGGCCUCAAGAAAUGGUCAAAGGUUACGACCUUGUUGCAGUUACUGUUACACAUCCACCAGGUCAGGCUUAUGUGGAAAAGACAAGCUCAACACCUACCAAGUACGCAGAACCCCCGAAGGAAGAGUUCUUUGUUGAUGUCAAAAUAACCUCAAAUGGUGGCUUGAAACAAUGUGCAAGGUGUGAGAGAGAAGUUCAAGGAGAACAGUCUCUUUGCUGUGGGCGGUGUCGAGCAGUGGUCUACUGUGGUUCUCAAUGUCAGAAGCAGCACUGGAAAGAAACACAUAAAAGCAUGUGUGGGGUUUACAAGGCUAUGAUGGAAAGAGAAGAAGAACUGGCAAUGAAAAUUUUUGUGUUCCCCUGCUUUGCUGACCAGCCUUGCAAAUGGCUUGAAUUGUUUGGAAUCCAUCAGAAAGGCAUGUGGAGGAGAAACUGUAGUUGCUAUUCUCACUGUCCAUUUGGUCUCCUUCCUAUUAAAGGCGGGUUGUGGGAUUCGUGGGGUGGGCUAGACAAUGGAGAAUUCCCUAGUGAUUCACCAUUUCACGAUCAUAUAAGAGAUGGGAUCUCAAGCCCACUCCUGCUUUCUGCUUGGUCAGAGUAUUAUAACCUGCGGUCAUUGCCAUUGUCAAGCCCUGUAGCUGACAUUCUUUCCCACCCAUUGACAGUCUACUACAUUUUAACAGCCCUCAGUAUCAGUUCAAAGAACCUUUUACUUAAAGGGAAGGAGGUUAUUAUUCAUUACCUUGGACCUGAAGGAGAGUUGGAUUGGAUGCCAGCCUUUGCCGAAAUAGGUCAUUUGCUGAACGGAUGGGGCAAUAUGCAAAUAGUGAUGGUGGGACCUGAAGUUCCAACCAAUCUGUCAGGUACAACUUCAGGAAUAAGUAGCAGAGUGAGGGUGAAUCUUGUGAGGGGUGUUUAUCAGGAUGAAGCCGCCUAUUUGCCAUCUCCCCACAUUAUAAUUGCACUCAACUGUAGAUUGGAUAGCUAUGCAAGCUGGGGAGGAGCUCUUGAUUUGAUCAAAUCCAUCGACGCUCCAGCCUUCUUCACGGAUCAGUCUGAAAUUUCAUUGGCAAAUGCCAAGCAGAUUCUUCGUGGUGCUGGAUUGCAUAUCACUCAUCCGGUGACACCAAAUCCAUUUCGCUCUCCUGUGAGGACUAAUGGAGCAUCUAGCAAUCUCCCUUCGUAUAGCAACGGUUUUGUGCUUGGGGUAAAUACAUGAUUUUAAAAUAUGGAAUCAUAAUUAAGCUUUCCUACCAUAAUUAAGCUUUCUUGGUGAUGGCUUCAGUUCAUGGUGAUUCUCAAUGAGAUAUUAUUAUAAAGCAGAUUUUCUUUCAAGUGUUUUUUUAACUUUUACUGGUUCUACUGCAAGUAAGCUUUCUUUUAUCAUUUCUUUUUAUGAUUUACCUUCACUCUCAUGAAGCCACACUGUGGUGUUGUCUGUAGGAAAAUGUUGCUUGUUUUGUACUCAAUAUAUAAAAAGCUUUGUUUAGUGAGCCAAUGUGACCGUUCUCGGA
Messenger RNA from Tripterygium wilfordii, 2391 nucleotides. Its product is annotated as zinc finger MYND domain-containing protein 15. The transcript has 2 exons. The record is from RefSeq and is a predicted model, not a curated record. NCBI's taxonomy places the organism in Eukaryota, Viridiplantae, Streptophyta, Magnoliopsida, Celastrales, Celastraceae. The coding region runs from base 210 to 2096 and encodes 628 amino acids.